Messenger RNA from Styela clava, 840 nucleotides. RefSeq names its product ribonuclease H1-like. Gene Ontology annotation, molecular function: RNA-DNA hybrid ribonuclease activity; nucleic acid binding; magnesium ion binding. Gene Ontology annotation, biological process: DNA replication, removal of RNA primer. The record is from RefSeq and is a predicted model, not a curated record. NCBI's taxonomy places the organism in Eukaryota, Metazoa, Chordata, Ascidiacea, Stolidobranchia, Styelidae.
AUGGCAAGAUUUUUUGCCGUACAUAUCGGCCAUAACCCAGGUGUUUACCUGACAUCGAUUGACUGUAAAAAUCAAAUUGAUGGUUUUGAAGGUAGCAUCUUCAUGACUUUUUCUGAGGAAGCGGCAGCUAAAGAGUUUGUUAAGACAGGAAAUGCUGAAUUUUUGGUCAGUCAGGAAGGUGGGACAAAAGCUGUGUUUUCAAUAGACACCAAUAGCCUGUUUGACCUCUUUGAAGAUAACGAUUCCAGUCAACAAAGUGAGAUAAAGAUGGAAACAGCCAAAAAUGAGAAGACAGACUGUUCAGUUCAAAAGGUCAAAGUGUCAGGCAACAAAUGUGACUCAAUGCUCCAGGGUGUGAAUACAAAAUUGAUUUAUAAUAGGAAUUUUAGUUCUGAUGUAAGUCCGAUUGUCUAUAUUUAUGGCGUAUGUUUUGGCAACAGCAAGAAGAAGUCGGCCAGGGCUGGGUACGGUGUGUGGUGGGGCGAAGACCAUCAUCUAAAUUUCAGUGCACGGUUGAAUGGCAUCAAGACGAACUUGAGAGCCGAAAUUGCAGCAGCUAAUUUAUGCUUAAAACAAGCUGCAGAUCGUCGUCUAAAAUCUUUGACGAUCAGAACCAAUUCCGAGUUCGUAUUCAACUGCGCUACGAAAUGGAUACCUGGUUGGGUAAAAUCUAACUGGAUCAAAACCGAUGGCAAAAUAGUUACACAUAAACCAGAAUUCAUGGCCAUGAUCCAGUAUAUGAAGACAGUUGAAGUACACUGGGAGCGUGUGAAAGAACGAGAGGGUAUUCGUGGUUAUAAAAUGGCAAAGGGAUUGGCUUCACUUGGUGCUACCAUGUAA